AUGCCUUCAAGUAACAUCGCCUCCAAAUCAAAGCCCCUUCCCCGGGGCGUUUAUACCCCUGUCGUCACGAUCUACAAAGCCGGCGACCCUCUGCAGCCUGUCGACCAUGAUGCCAUGUACAAGCAGUGCCAGGCUCUGGUGCGCGCAGGCAUGCAUGGCCUCGUCUACCUCGGCACCAACGGCGAGCUCGUUCUUCUCACAGCCGAUGAGCGCAAAGCCAUCGUCGAGACUGCCGCUCGUGCAGUAAAAGACCUUGGAAAGCCAGACUACCCCAUCGUUGCCGGCAUUUCAGCGCAGUCAACACGCGAGUCCAUCUUGAACGCCAGGGAUGCCGCGAGCGCCGGCGCUAACUUCGGUCUGCUGCUGCCGCCGAGUUACUGGGCAAAGGCACUCUCCAGCGACGCGAUUCUCGGAUACUACCGCGACGUCGCUGACAACUCUCCCAUCCCGAUCGUCAUCUACAACUUCCCUGGUGUAACGUCGGGUGUGGAUCUCGACUCGGACCAACUGACCGCUCUCGCGUCGCACCCUAAUAUUGUGGCAGUCAAGCUGACAUGCGGAAAUGUCGGCAAGGUUGUGAGGUUGACGAGCAAGUUUGCCCAUGAGCAAUUUGGUGUCUUUGGUGGUAGCAGUGAUUACCUCCUUCCAACUUUGCAAUCUGGAGGCAGUGGUUGUGUUACUGGCAUGGGUAACAUCUUCCCAGGCUCGACGUCUGCUGUGUAUGACCUGUGGGCGGCCGGAAAGAUUGAGGAGGUCCAAAAGCUACAGUCUGAUGUUGCAAACGCAGAAUGGGCUUGCAAGAAGGGCAUUGCCUUGACCAAAUAUGGUGCUUGGCACUUCCUUGGACGCGAUAUUGGUAUUGAUGACGAGUCUUCGUGGGAGAUGAGGAGGCCGUAUUUGCCUCUUAGCGAUGCUACAAAGACGUGGGCUUUGGAGACAUUAGGCGUUCUGGAAACGACCGAGAAGCAAAGGUCAUGGAGCAAAUAA
Molecule: messenger RNA, 987 nt
Organism: Colletotrichum aenigma
Lineage: Eukaryota; Fungi; Ascomycota; Sordariomycetes; Glomerellales; Glomerellaceae
Product: putative 4-hydroxy-2-oxoglutarate aldolase
Exons: 1
Coding region: 1-987 (328 amino acids)
Molecular function (GO): 4-hydroxy-tetrahydrodipicolinate synthase activity
Source: RefSeq, a predicted model, not a curated record